AUGUGUAGCCUUGGAACAGAGAUCAUUAUGGUAAUAGCCCCCACAUCAGAAUCAAUCAGCCCUGGGUCUCUACCUAACGAUGCCCAGGAGACCACUAUCCAGAACAAAACAGGAAAGAGGAGGAAGAGCAUGCUGAAACAAUCAUGGAUGGAGACCACCGUAGCUUUCAUGAGGAGGACCAGGGUCCACGGUCUGAUGUUCGUCUUCUCCCCGGAAAAGACCCUGCCCCAGCGGAUCCUCUGGCUCCUGGCCUUUUUUGUGUGUGUGAGUCUCUUGUUCACCUGGUCUUGGAACCGCAUCCUCUACCUGAUGUCCUACCCAGCCGUCACCAAGAUUAAGAUGGAGUGGGCUCACAACAUGUCCUUCCCGGCCGUGACCUUCUGCAACCACAACCUGUUCCGGGUGUCCAGUCUGACCAAGGUUGACCUGUACCACAGCGGCUACUGGAUGGACCUGAUGCACCAGAACCACACGGUCAUGGAGAGGAGCCUGGCCCUUCUGAGGGACAACCACAAGUACAACCUUCUCAGCCUGCUGGACUUCAACGGCUACACUCCGCCUCCUCGUUACCAUGUCAACACCACCGAGAUGAUUGGCAGGCUGGGCCACCAACUGGAGGACAUGUUGCUGGAAUGCAGGUUCCGGGGGAGAAAAUGUACUCACCAGAACUUCAGCACCGUAUGUAAAGUAAUAUAGCCUAGAGAUAUCACGAAAGAUGUCUGUGAGGGGUUGUUGAUAUGCAUUUUGUGUACAAGGUAUUAAUAAUUCAUUCAAUGGUGUGUUUGAAUGAUAUUCACACCAGCAGGUAUUCUCUAGGCAAGGUUGAAGGCAUUGAAGUUUUAAGGCUAGCUACCGGUAUCAUGUCAGAUGAAUUUGUCUUGUCCUUUUCUUUUGUUUUGCUUAUACAACAUAAUAGUUGUUCAGUGAAUUGUAAGAAUACAAAGAAUACAGAUACACACAGUUUAUAGGAUGGUACUGAUCGGGUAGAAAUACUGUUCCUUUUUUUUUUGCUAACAUAGAUCACAGUUACAUAUUGUUUGCAUGUUGGAUGAUUUUCAAAGCACAGUGGUACAGUAUAACAUUCACAUUACCUCUCAAAACAUGAAUUUUAGUAACUACUAUUCAAACCACUCCAUCUUUGUCUUUGUGUCCCUUUCUUUUAACAGCAGCAACAACUAGAGGGAAGAAUAAUGAAGGCAUCAAUAAUUCAAACAUUAUAAAUGAGUACUAAUGAAAGUUUCAGCAUCUCAAAUUAAACAUCUGGACGUUCUAUUGACACUGUGCAUCCAUUUCAUGAGCUUAUUUCCCAGAGAGGUGGAUGGCUUAUCAGUCAAAAUAAGCCCCUGACUGCACUAGUCUGUAACAGUUGGUUACUCUCAAUCAUUCUACCUCAAAGCUAUUAGCCGUCUUAAAACAGAUUGAUGCAAAAUUAUACAUGAAAAGAAAAUGUCAUUGUUAGUCACAUUCAAAAGCAAACUAGACUUAAACACUUUAUCAACAGUAUAGGAUUUGAAAAAAUAUGAAUAGACAACUUGGGAUCUGUGUUUAAAGAGAUAGUUCACCCAAAUUACAAAAUGACAAAUUGGUUUCCUACCUGUAAGCAGUCUAGGACAAGGUAUGACAGCAAUCCAUGCGUGGUUUAGUUUCCCUGGCACUGUUUCCACAUGCUAACGUUUUAGAAUUUGUGGCACAAAUCCCAUUCAAGGUAAUGGGAUUUGUGCCACAAAUGCAAAACGUUGCAUGCCUAAAACCCAGUGCCAGGGAACCUAAACCAAAAGCAUGGGAUUGCGUCAUACCUUGUCUAUAGACGGCUUACAGAGUAAGGAAACCAAUAUUUAAUUUUAUAAUUUGGGUGAACUAUCCCUUUAAGUAGCUGACAGACACAGAGAUUUUGAUUGUGUGUCAUUUCAAGUUUUAUUGGAUUAUAUCAAAUUCCAUCUAAAAGAAGACUUUUGUCUUUAGGUGCCAUCUUUUGACAGCUUUGACAAAGAUUUUCCACAAAGAUUAGGUACUUCAAUGUGAGGCAUGCAAGGCUUCAUUAUAGGAAUUAUGUUAUAUUGAAGCUAUGGAUUUUCUAAGGUUAAACCUAAAAGCUUUAGAAUUCCAGCUGCCAUUUUGGUUCUGGCAGGGGCCGGUUGCUCAGAGGGCCUCAUUAUGGACAGGAGGAGAGAGGAAACUGAAGCCCUGUCAUGUCUGUCUGAGCCCAUGUGGGUCUGAGAUGGGACAUGGAAGACUGACUCUGAUCUCUGGAGAGAGGCUUUAAUAUGCUGUCAGAGGCAUCCCUCUCUCUAAAACUUUCACCACAAUGGAUAUUGAAAGGAAAAUCUGUAGCCCACGGCAUAGGAUUCCUCCCUAUGGGUUACCUGUUUCUCUUCAAACGUAUAGCUGUGGGACCAGAGCAUUGAGCCAGGAACAGCAAUGUUGAUUAUUCCAGCAAAGGGCUUGUCUGGACCAUGCUAAUGUCUGUCAGUGGCUAUUAAAUACUGACAUAUUAAGCCCCGCUCAAACCAAAUGGGAGUUGGCAGUGUAAAAUUAGUGGUGACCUUAUCCAUCAUAAGGCCUUCUUAGUUAGAUGAGACAAAAUUCUCCCAACAAACGGGUGUACCUUUUACAUGGUAGUUGAAAUAGCAAAACAAGAGAGGCAAGCAGGUCUCAUCCCAUGAUAUUGGAUGUACAAUAUGUCCAUCUGUACAGAUGUAGGAUCUUAAUUGGAUCACUCUUUUGUUGCUGAGAAGUUUCCUGCACCGCAGGAAAUGCAGAUGAACUUCGUGAUUUACAUACAUUCACUGAAAACCCACACUAACACACGGUUAUAGUAAUAGUAUUGCACUUUUCAUGUAGCCUACUUUUGGCCAGCUAAUAGCCUAACCACCCAUCAAGCAACAUUAUGGACAAAACGUUAAAAUCCUGUUGUUGCAGGAUAGAUUUGCUGUGACAAUAUAUGUCAAAUUAAGACCCUACAUCUGUAUGGACACUGUAUGUGCCUAUACCUUAGUUAUGAAUCACUUUUCCUGUCCUGUGGUUAUUAAGAUACAUGUGGAUGAUUACUGUAUGACAUACAUGCUUAGUAUAGAUAAAACCCUCAGAGCACUCCAUGGCCAAUCAAUUCCACCUCUGUGAAAUUAAAUAACUUACACACAAAAUUGAUCUACAAUUUAAAGCCCUUAUCGCCGUUAUCUAUUUUAACUUUUAGUUUUAAGUUAUAGCUCACCAGCCAUGAGUGUCAGUUAUGCAAAACCAGAUGCAGCAUUGUAAGAAGCUCCUAAGGCUUACUUAUGCUCUGCUGGCAGACAUGAGAGCAAAGUUGCCCAUCUCGGAGAGAAUUUGUAAAAUUGAAGAAGAAAAAUACAUGAAACGUAAUUUGUGAGAGAUGGUGCUAAAAGAACAUGGUGCUGCUAUACUGGAAAAUCAGCACAGUACAUCUUUGAAUCAGUAAAACUAGCUGGGUAUUUGCUGCAGGUAAAAUAUAGUGUGCACCAACAUUUAAUAUUAGAUUACCAUUGAGCUGCAUUGGCAUAAAUUAAUGCUUUCCAAGGGCCCAUAAUAAAAUACAUUGUAUUUGAACAACUUAAUUUAGUGUUUGGUGGGAUGGGAGAGGGUUAGGUGGGAUGGGAGAGGGUGGGGUGGGGUUGCCUAUAUUGCUUACUUAGAACUUUCUGUUUUAAUGGUAAAUAAAUCCUAAAGAAGUAUCUAAAUUACUCAGGGGAAAUACAAAAUGGGGCUAGGUAAAGAUUGCCAGUUGCCAUGUUACAGGUGUUAAUUAAUUUAUUCAUUCAUCAAUCUAUAUAGCAUCUUGUUUGGUUCAGUGUUUUCUUUGAUAAUUACCUGAGAAGCUUACCUGCCCAGCAACCCUAUCCCCAACCGCAACUUACAGUAAAUUAGUCUCGACAGAGAGCAAGACAGAGAGCGACCAUUACACAAAGUGACUGUGCUGUUUACUCGCUAUGUCAAAACAAUGUUGUUACAUUGAAUUAAUGUCAUUUACCUUCUUCUUCUUGCAGAUUUACACGCGGUAUGGGAAAUGCUACACCUUCAACUCUGGUUUGGACGGCAACCCGUUGUUGACGACGUUAAAAGGCGGGACAGGAAAUGGGCUGGAGAUCAUGUUAGAUAUCCAACAGGAUGAAUACUUACCUGUUUGGGGAGAGACAGGUGAGUACCCAGUCGAAUGACUCCACUUAGUCAGAACCACAAUAACUAAUCUGUCCAUUAAUGCAGUAAUGACUGGACUUUGGGCCAUGGUAGAAUCAACUUUGAAAAUCAACCAGCCAACUGACAUGCAUUCAAGGUGCCUUCCUAUUACAGAAUUUCACCUGUACAGUAUUACAACAACAGAUAAUGUAGUUCAAACACUUAUCCAACACAACAUUUAAUGUCUCCAUCUUGGGAAAAAGGGUUCCUUCUUAACAGUGCAUUUCAACAUUUGGCUUUAUCACAACAACAUAUAUCCAGUAAAAAAAAACAUCCCUUUCCCAAUACAACACUUAAUGCCUUCAAUCCGGGUAAGAAGAGAAGCAGAAGUUUCUGUUGUUACAUUUUCUGGCCUGCUGUAUGUAUCCACAGACGAGACCUCGUACGAAGCAGGCAUCAAGGUUCAGAUCCACAGCCAGGACGAGCCUCCUUUCAUUGACCAGCUGGGAUUUGGUGUGGCCCCUGGUUUUCAAACUUUUGUGUCAUGUCAGCAGCAACUGGUACCUAAUGCUCAGCCUCUCUCACAAACACCUUUCCCUUCCUUCCUUCCUUCCUCCUCUCGCUCUGCUUUUGUCUGUGUUUUUAUCCAAACCUCCAACCCUUCUUCCUCCUCCUGUCAUUGGCUAUACCUCUGUGUCUCAGAGCCUGGAGCAAAAUCAGUUCUGUUUACCAUUCAUGCAUGGAAUAACAUGCAACCAGGGCAUUAGCUAAACCUGAACAAAAACAGUCUAAUGAUUCUGAACUGAAGUACUAACAACGGGAUAUUUGCUACCCAGUAUGUAUCCAACAAUGGAUACAGAGGGAAAGACGGAUUGGAUGUACCAAGCAGACACUGUCUAUACAUGUAUUUACACUGUUAUUGGUGAGCCAGAGCUAAAGUGUACCCCAGGCAGUUCACACACAUCUCUGACAGCUCAAAAGUACAUUUUCCAUAUAAUGUUGCUGGCAAUGACUGAUCCCACUUGGGAUGGGAGAAAAAUAGCAUAAGGUCUCUGAAUGCUACAUAAAUUGGAUUCAGUCAAUCAUAGUAACACUAUGUAGAGAGAAAAAUAACAUUCAGAAGACUUUGGUUUGCUUUUCACAAAAUGCAUAGAAUCACAGCAAGCCGUUGUCAACAUUUUUUGUAAAAAGGAAAACCAUUUCAGUGUGAACUUUACAUUUUCUGGUGUAACAAAAAGGCAAUGUAGCACAAUCAUCAUGGCUUUGCAAGAGAGGACAAAAAAAGUAUUAAGGUUGAAUUACUGGCCGUGAUUCAAGUGUAGUCAGAAUUGGCUCCCAAGAGUAGCACACAUUCAGCAGAAAUUACACGUCUUCAGAAGCUCUCUCGUUUAAAUCAACUCCACUCAGUAUAAAUAAAAAUCAUGGAUGAUGGAGCAUAUCUGGUACAUUGUAUCAAAGAUAUGUUCUAAGGAUUUAAUUUACCUUGUGUGGAUCAAUUUCAGAUGAUAUUGAAAUAGAGCUGAAAAAAUACUUAUCUAUAGGCUACAGUGCCUGUAAGCACAGUCCUAUACAGUAGCCUGUUUCUGAUGGGUCCUGUGACCAGUCAAAAUGGAGCAAUAUUCUCUAGUAGCCAUCAACCAGUUGUUGAAUACGAAUAUUAAAAUAGGGCAGAUGUCAGGACCUCAAGUGUCAUUUUUAUGCCGAACUGAACUGAAACGUCCCUAAGAAGUCCUCGUUUUCACAAUGGCCGUCCUUUUUCCAAAUUCAUUGGUAAUCUAUUUCACUGUCCUGUCAUUGUCACUAACUGUAACCAUAGGACAGGAUAACAGCACCCUUGGCACACUGUACAGUACACAGAUUUCAGAUCAUGUCAGUGAAUGUCAAACAUCAAUUUCCUUGAUCAAACAUUCAUUAAUUAGAAUUCUAAGCUUUCGACUACUUUUGGCUUUGUCAACCUCAAAUGUUGAUUUUUCAUCUCGUGAUAAAAUAAUGCAGUCUUGUAGACUUCAAAAUUGAUAAGCCUGAAUCUCAAAUAGCUAAUUGGCUAAUGCUAUGGGUCAUUAAUAGACCCUCUUAGCAGUGUCCUUUCCCUGUAAUCAGUGGAGAGAGAGAAAUAAUUACUUUCGGGGUGUGCUCCCGACAAUUCCCUGGAUUUCAAUAAUAGAACAGGGAGGUACAGUACAUGCCCAUACUACCCACAUUGAUAUUCACAUCAAAACCCAACCAAAUCAAAAUAUGUUAAAAAAAUGUGUUUUUUGUACUACGGCAUAAUCAUUUUAAGAGGAUAAAUAAUACUGUAGCAUCACACUGUUGAGGAAAACUCGUUCCAAGGAACAGGCAGAGCUCAUUAUUCCAUUUAUAAGAGUUUAUUCAAGCAAUUGCAGGGAAGCUCACACUCAGGAUGAAACCGGAGAGGAACUUAAUUAUUACAGAUUAAUUAUACUUAAUCUACACAAAGAGCAGUUUACCCUUCCUAGGGGUAGGCAAGCUUACGUGAGAGAUAAGGGGUAGUUGGCUCCAAUUUCUUAAAGCAUUGUACAAACAAGAACAGGUUUUAACCAGUUUUCACAGCCUAUGUGUCUAAGAUAUGGGAGUGAUAAGAUCUUUAGAGCCUAAAUAGAUAUAACAAGAAUUCAGCCUUUGCUGGGCCUUUAGAUAAGGAGCCAGUAACAAAUCACUAUUUUGUAUGGUGUAUGAAGAGGGUACUAGACAGCAAAAAAUUACCAGUGAUAUAGUACAUAUAGUAUUAUUCAACUCAAGCAUUUACAUAGCAUUAGACUGCAACAGAACAUUUUACCCCAACAACACACACUAUCAAAUCUAUUGCAAUAACAUGCCACUCAGCCUGCAGCUUAUGAAAUCCUGUGAUUAUAACUUGAAACAGUGACAGGAAGGUGAAAUACAGCUGUGAUCUUUAGAAAUAUAUUUCCUUUGGUAACCACUUUAUUGUGAAGGACCUCAACAAAGUGUCACUGGAGUCGCAAUGUCAUGUUUUAUACACCCUUUGAAGAUACACAUCUAAUUACCUGUACAAGUCACAACUUAGUUUCUCUUGAGAAGUCAGUGAAAACUCAGGGUUCAGGGUUUGUAUAACUUUUCCUGCUGAAUUAGUAAAAAAAUGUAAUCAUCAGGAUUAUAAAUCAUUACCAGAAAAAUAUUUUAAUACAUAAACUUACACAUUGACCUACAACUUAUUCAACAAGUUAUUUUAUCCCGAAGAAGAUUUUCUAUCAAGGGGCUCUUCAAAACCCCUCUCUCCAUAUUCUAAAGAAUAACAUGAGGUUAUCGAUACAGUGCAUCUCUAAAACAGACUAUUGGACACCACAAUCCAAACAACUGAAUUCAACUGACUUUCCUUGUAAAAUAGCUGUUAUUUACAAUUGAUAUGCAAAUUAGUCUCCUCUAAUGACUAGAGCAAUUAAUUGACAUUAAUUGUCCUGCGUUCAUUAUAGUGCCAUUUAAAUCUGAUAGGAUUCAUCUAUCAUACUAGUAACACCAUCUCAAAUCAAUCCAAAUUGAUUGAUAAAUUUUUUAACCCCAUAUCCUUCGAUUCUUUAAAGCUUUUCAAACCCUUUUCGGAGGAACUGAUAAACAUAUGACUUAUCAUACUUCCCUUCACCAGAACCACUCAUAUCUACCUCACUACAACCACAUGAUACAAACAUGUAACCCUCUCCCAAUCUCAGUGGAAGACAAGUCUGACCUAAAACCAGCCUUUAAAGGACACAUUAAUUCUACACCACCAAAACAGAGAAUCACUUGGUGUUGAAAUUUGAAACACUAUGUUUACAAACAUGUCCACCAAUCAAGCUUUGAGUGGGUAUGAUCAAUUAUUGCAAGAUGGCUGAAUGACAAGAAAUCAAUGUUUCUGAAACAAUUUUGGGCUGGAGUCCUCAGACCUGGGCACAGCUGUUUUGGGGCACAGUAAGAUCAACACCUACAGGCUGGCUGACUGCUUAUAUCCGGGGUCCAAACCAAGGGCUUUGACAGAUGCUGUCCUAUUCGUUAAUGCAUCACUGUUACUGCUCUCUGUUUAGUGGUGACGUGUUUACUGGUCCCUCCCCCAGAUGAGACGUCCUAUGAGGCCGGAGUAAAGGUUCAGAUUCACACUCAGUCAGAGCCUCCUUUCCCCCACCAGCUGGGCUUUGGGGUCGCCCCCGGCUUCCAAACGUUUGUUUCCUCCCAAGAGCAGCGGGUAGCGUACCGUAUGUCUGUCUGGGUAUGCUGCAUGUAUGCCACAAGCUAAGAGCCACCCAAUUACACUCCCCCUUCAAGUCUUCAUGACGGAAUGGACCAAUCACCUCCCUCCAUGUGGAUGUAGUGACUACAUUUCAAUGUCUGUACCUUGCUGGUUCAUCUCUGUCUUCUGUCUCAUCAUAACUACCAUCACUAUGGAAUAGCAGCACAUAAUACUAUCCUUUCCACUUCAGCUAACACAUUCAGUAUUCAUUAUCCAUUAUUUGUCUUCAUACAAGCUGUUGUAUAUGGUGCAACCAAUAUUACCGGUAUUGCGCAGUUGUUUUGUUUGUUUUGUUGUUUAGGGCUUUGCAUUUGAAUGUUGCAUACUGCUAGGAUACUCUUCAUCUGCUUAAUGUCUCCUAAUGGCCAAUCGUUGUGUUUAAUGUGGUUUUAUUACCCUUUUAGAGUAAGGUUCUAUCCAUCUAGAGGACUUGAUAUUUGCUCUGGGUUUUUAUUUCCUACGGGGACAAUGGUUGUGAGAGCCUGUAGGCUUAGUGAAGACUUAAUCAAGUUUUCAAUUUUAAGUCACUUCAUAACUUAUGCCGGGCAUACACAACUUUCAAAAUCCUAACAUCAAUGAGCCUCUCACAUUUAACAACCGUCCUUCCUGUAGUUUUUUGUCUUGCACACAUAAUGGUGCGCACACUAAACGAUGUGGCACAGACGGUUGAAAUAUCUAGCCAAUACAUUUUGAAUUGAAUAACAUUACUUGUGAACUCCAGAGCUGUAACGAUGAGACGCUUUGAUUAAAGGCAAGCAUAAACGCAUACUAGUAGUAGUCAUUGCUCCUGCUUGAGAGUCUACACAUUCUGGGUGAUGCGAUACAGCGUCAUCUCACCGGCUUCUUCUCUGGCGAGCUCUCAUUGGCAACUGCUGAUCACCGUUCUCAAAACUUGUCAUUGCCACAUCUAUUAGUGUGCGCACCACUAAGUUGGCAAGACAAAAAACUACAGGGAAGAUGGUCGUUUAAUGUGAGGCUCAACAAUGUUAGAAUUUUGAAAGUCGUUUAGUAUGCCCGGCAUUACUUGUUGUUGGGUUGGUAUCCAGGUCAAUUAUGACUGAUUGCUUGUACAGCUGAUCAGCUUUUUUUUUAGCAAUACUGUUUGUUGAAUGCACAAAAUGACUGAUGAAGAUAAUGUGUCACUUUGACUAUAAUGAGACUAGAAAAGUAGCUACUCUUUCUGGAUGUCUUAACAAUGAACUUUAGUUAAGUAGAUUAGUAUUGUUCUAUUGUUGUGAAUUGUUAGAUACUACUGCACUGUUGGAGCUAGAAACACAAGCAUUUCGCUACACCCGCAAAAACAUCUGCAAAAUAUGUGUAUGUGACCAAUAAAAUUUGAUUUGAUUUGAUAGUACUGUUAGACUUUUAAAGUGUUGAGUGAAGUUUUGUGUACUGCUUGUAUCAUAUCACACUGCAAAUAGUUUAUCAGGGAAAGUACCCCAUCCAACAUAAUUUGAAUAACAUUGUGGUUUUUGUUACCAUUCAGUACAUCAUAAUCAGCUACAUUCAUUCCUAAAAUGUAGGAAGUCAAGGUUUGCAUAAAGUCUGUCAAGACAAUAAUUCCAUUGUAUUCAUCUAAAAACCUCAUAAACAUACUACAUACUGUAUACAGUAGAACAUUCCCUGGGACGUUUUUAAAACAAUAAUUCUCCAUUGAUUGUGGUGUCCAGACUGAAGUUACAUAUUUACAGAUUCUAUUUGCCCUGUCUCCAUACCCCCCAUGGUACUCUGCUUUCCUUUCAGAACUAGAACUGACUUGCAUCAGUGAUUUACUGCAUGGUGUCUGCUUGCUGCUUCUGUGAGCUGUGUUUAUCAGCUACACCGUCGUCUGAGUGGAAUAUUCUUGUAGAUGUGAACAGCAUCCAGAAAAUAUGUAUUUAUUUCAUUAUGUUCCCUUAUUAAAUGUUUGAUACGUUUCUGUUUGUUUUUUGUCUGCUUGUGUGCACUUUUUAUGUUGGAUUUCCCGCUGGGCUGGGCUUGACUAGCUGUUGUUGACAGUGGUUCCUAUACUGUGCCAAUAUACUGAGGGGAAACCUGUGCUCUUUUCUGUCCCAGCUUCAGUACCUCCCUCCCCCUUGGGGAGACUGCAAGUCCACUCCCAUCGACUCAGAGUUCUUCUCCACAUACAGCAUCACAGCCUGCCGUAUCGACUGUGAGACACGCUACCUGGUGGAGAACUGUAACUGCAGGAUGGUCCACAUGCCCGGUACUCACACACAUUGGCUUGACCAUCACAUGAUUCAUCAAUGGAAUAUGAUUAAUAAUGUUUUCUGUUGUUGUUGUUGUUGUUAUGCAUGGAAAUAUGUAAGGAUGUUAAUGGGAUGAAGUUGACAUUUUUAUUUUAUCGCCCCCCCUCUCUUUCUCUCUUGUUGAAUAGGGACCUCAAUGGUAUGCACACCCGAGCAGUAUAAAGACUGUGCAGACCCAGCUUUAGGUAAGGCAGACAAUGGUCAUGAUAUCUAUAUUAGGAAUAUUAACCUGUUAUUAGUAGAUACACCACACAACAUUUUUACGGAAGCCCUGAAGCACAAGGCAAAAAAAUACAAAAUACUUACUCUUGGAAUUAUCUCGUAACUUAUAACUUAGUAUCUUGUGUGAACGACUUAGUAUCUUAGAGAUACUAAAUUGUUUGAAUGACUUAGCUAAAAACGAUUUAAUUGUUAUUUUAUCUAAUUAGGCCUCAUUUGUUACGUGUAAUGGUUGCUGCAGACAUUCAUUCACUAAUUCCAUCCAUUGAUAUUAUUAUUAUUCAUUGACAGUUCUUUAAAUGCCUAAAGCAGGGCUGCUUUUGAAUGCCAGAGCAUGUUAGUGGGCGAGUGUGGAGCAAGGAGCAGAGCAUUAUUAGAGCAGAAUUUGUGUCUGCCUUCCCUCCCGCUCCAAUUUCGAUCUAGUACGGCUCAGCCACCAACUCGGGGCAUGCUCUGCCUAGCAUUUUUCAUUUCCUUCAUCACUAUUCUUUUAAUUAGGCCUAUUCGGUUGUAAUUAUUUAGCCUGCCCCACACACAGUAGCCUAUGUCUAGUUUAUAUUAAACUUUCUAACAAUAGGAUACGUAGUUUCUAUUUUGAAGGACUUCAAAUGUAUUAACGGAUGUUUUAGGUAGGCAAUACAUAGGCUACUGUAAAAUGUACUUUCAUUUUUUUUUUUGGGGGGGGGGGAUAGAAAUACCAAAAUAUAAAUCCAUUUAAUGAAGCUAAAAUAACAUAAAUAAAUCAUAAAUAAUGAAGGACAGUUACAGCUUAUUUUCAUAAAUAAAAGGGAAUAAAUCAUCUCAAACUUCAUCGGUCAAAUGAUUUGCGCACAGACUCAGGCAACCAACAAGCUUCACAUGUGCAUUGAGAAUGGGAAAUGUGCUCUACAAAUUAAUAAUAAUAAUAAUAAUAAUAAUAAUAUAUUAUUAUUAUUAUUAUUAUUAUUAUUAUUAUUAAGACAGAAAAAAACACAUAUAAAAGCUUAAUUACAUAACGGAAUAUUAGUGGGAAUAUAGCUAUAAUAUAAACAAGAGAAAGGAGAAUGGAAUAUACAGUGCCUUCAGAAAGUAUUCACACCCUAUGACUUUUUCCACAUUUUGUUAUGUUACAACCUGAAUAGAAAAUGGAUUAAAUUGAGAUUUUGUGUCACUGGCCUAUGUACAAUACCCCAUAAUAUCAAAGUGGAAUUAUGUUUGUAGACAUUUUUACAAAUUAAUAAUUAAUUAAAAGCUGAAAUGUCUUGAGUCAAUGAGUAUUCAACCCCUUUGUUAUGGCAAGCCUAAAUAAGUUCAGGAGUAAAAUGUGCUUAACAAGUCACGUAACAAGUUGCAUGGACUCAUUCUGUGUGCAAUAAUAGUCUUUAACAUGAUUUGUGACUGACUACCUCAAUUCUAUACCCAACACAUACAAUUAUCUGUAAGGUCCCUCAGUCAAGUGUGAAUUUUAAACACAGAUUCAACCACAAAGACCGGGGAGGUUUUCCAAUGCCUCACAAAUAAUGGCACCUAUUGGUAGAUGGGUUUAAAUAAAAAGCAGACAUUGAAUAUGCCUUUGAGCAUGGUAAAGUUAUUAAUUACACUUUGGAUAGUGUAUCAAUACACCAAGUCACUACAAGGAUACAGGCAUCCUUCCUAACUCAGUUGCCAGAAAGGAAGGAAACCGUUCAGGGAUUUCACCAUGAGGCCAAUGGUGACUUUAAAACAGUUACAGAGUUUAAUGGCUGUGAUAGGAGAAAACUGAAGAUGGAUCAACAACAUUGUAGUUACUCGACAAUACUAACCUAAAUGACAGAGUGAAAGGAAGGAAGCCUGUACAUAAUUUUUUUCUCUCCAAAACAUGCAUCCUGUUUGCAAUAAGGCACUAAAGUAAAACUGCAAAAAAUGUGUCAAAGAAAUUAUCUUAACUCCAACACAUCACUAAGUACCACUCUUCACAUUUUUAAGCAUGGUGGUGGCUGCUUUAGAUGGGUGAGAACAAAAAUAUAUUUCAUAUAUUUUGAAUUCAGGCUGUAGCACAACAAAAUGUAAAUAAGUCAACGGGUAUAAAUACUUUCUGAAGGCACUGUAUUUGAAAAGCCUAAAAUUGAAAAAUACAUUGAGAUGAAGCCGCCCCUGUGUGUGGAUGCUAUUUCUCAAAAAUGUUUAUUUCUUACAGUGUCUAGUGUGCUAUUUUUAUUUAUUGGAUUGAAGAAAGAAAACAAGUAGGCGGCCAGUACGGUGCAAUAAACUUUAGCGAGCUACUUACAGAAACUAUAUACAAAUAAUACAUAUAGGAGCAAAUCAGCCUGAAUAUCAGGACGCACAACUGCAACGCGUUUCAACCAAUUCAUUUGCACAUUGAUCUGAAACUGUUCUUUAGAGAUUGCAACCCAUCUGUCCCCACGAAAAGUGGGUUUAGGGCUCCAUGUAUGUUCGUUCCACAUGGGCCUAUUGACCAGCUUGAGGACUCUAUUCCCUAUGUCAGGAAUAACUUCACCCACUCUGAGAAACAAGCCCUCAUUCAACAUUUCAUUCUAGCUCACAAUCAAGGACAGCUUUGUAUUCCCUCCAUCAGUGGUGAAGUAUAGGCCUAUGACUAUGUAGCCUUGUGACACUAUCCUACUGGACUCUGUGCCGGUCCCUACUUAAGUGUAAUAGAUUUUUGAGAAAUAGCAUCCACAUUCCUUUCUCCUUUAUAUUGUUUAUAUUAUGGCUAUAUUCCCACUAAUAUUCCUUUACGUAAGUAGACCCCUUUCCUGCAGUCAAAUGACCUAUUGGCCUCAUGGGUGGCAUGUUAUUAAUACCUUUCAUAAUUUCAUAAUUAAUAAAUUAAUAAGCAUUCUUUCUUUUUUUACACCGAAAAUACAGUGUUUCUAUGUCAAAAGGAUUUGUUAUAUUUCAGUCUUCCAUGAUGUACACUACGAGUCAAAAGUUUGGACACACCUACUCAUUCAAGGGUUUUUCAUUUUAUUUUUAAGGUUUUACAUUGUAGAAUAAUAGUGAAGACAUCAAAACUAUGAAAUAAAACAUAUGGAAUCAUGUAGUAACCAAAAAAGUGUUAAACAAAUCAAAGUAUAUUUUAUAUUUGAGAUUCUUCAAAUAGCAAAACACCAGUCUCAACGUCAACAGUGAAGAGGCGACUCCAGGAUGCUGACCUUCUAGGCAGAGUUGCAAACAAAAAGCCAUAUCUCAGACUGCCCAUCUUAAUCUUUUAUUUUUAUUGGCCAGUCUGAGAUAUGGCUUUUCAUUCAAAUGAGUAUACUAAGUCGUUCCAAGAGUCUAAAUAUUUAUAUAUUUUUGCCUUUGGUGUCAGAGCUUCUCUAACAUUGUAGUUUGAAAUAUUAGUAAUAAAGCUUUUAUACAAUUUCGAAAUAAGGAACUUUUGAAUUGCACUACUUUUGUCAUGAGGCCUCUAGUGAAUUGUUUCCUGUAGGCUACAGUGGCUUGCGAGUAUUCACCCCCCUUGGCAUUUUUCCUAUUUCGUUGCCUUACAACCUGGAAUUAAAAUGGAUUUUUGGGGGGUUUGUAUCAUUUGAUUUACACAACAUGCCUACCACCAACAUGCCUACCCCCCCAAAGGGUUACAGCUGCAAGUCUCUUGGGGUAUGUCUCUAUAAGCUUGGCACAUCUAGCCACUAGGAUUUUUGCCCAUUCUUCAUACCACAGAUUCUCAAUUGGAUUGAGGUCUGGGCUUUGACUAGGCCACUCCAAGACAUUUAAAUGUUUCCCCUUAAAUCACUCAAGUGUUGCUUUAGCAGUACGCUUAGGGUCAUUGUCCUGCUGGAAGGUGAACCUCCGUCCCAGUCUCAAAUCUUUGGAAGACUGAAACAGGUUUCCCUCAAGAAUUUCCCUGUAUUUAGCGCCAUCCAUGAUUCCUUCAAUUCUGACCAAUUUCCCAGUCCCUGCCGAUGAAAAACAUCCCCACAGCAUUAUUAUUUUAUUUUAUUUAACCUUUAUUUAACUAGGCAAGUCAGUUAAGAACAAAUUCUUAUUUACAAUGACUGCCACCACCAUGCUUCACUGUGGGGAUGGUGUUCUCUGGUUGAUGAUAGGUGUUUGGUUUGCGCCAGACAUUUUCCUUGAUGGCUAAAAAGCUCAAUUUUAGUCUCAUCUGACCAGAGUAGCUUCUUCCAUAUGUUUGGGGAGUCUCCCACAUGCCUUUUGGCGAACACCAAACACUUUUUAAGGGCGACUCAACCAUAAAGCCCAGCUCUGUGGAGUGUACGGCUUAAAGUGGUCCUAUGGACAGAUACUCCAAUCUCCGCUGUGGAGCUUUGCAGCUCCUUCAGGGUUGUCUUUGGUCUCUUUGUUGCCUUUCUGAUUAAUGCCCUCCUUGCCUGGGCCGUGAGUUUUGGUGGGCGGCCCUCUCUUGGCAGGUUUGUUGUGGUGCCAUAUUCUUUCAAUUUUUUAUAAUGGAUUUAAUGGUGCUCCGUGGGAUGUUCAAAGUUUAGGAUAUUUUUUUAUAACCCAUCCCUGAUCUGUACUUCUCCACAACUUUGUCCCUGACCUGUUUGGAGAGCUACUUGGUCUUCAUGGUGCCGCUUGCUUGGUGGUGCUCCUUGCUUAGUGGUGUUGCAGACUCUGGGGCCUUUCAGAACAGGUGUAUAUAUACUGAGAUCAUGUGGCACUUAGAUUGCACACAGGUGGACUUUAUUUAACUAAUUAUGUGACUUCUGAAGGUAAUUGGUUGUGCCAGAUCUUAUUUAGGGGCUUCAUAGCAAAGAGGGUGAAUACCUAUGCACGCACCACUUUUCCGUUAUUUUUUAUUUAUUUAUUUUUUAAACAAUUUAUUUUUUUCAUUUCACUUCACCAAUUUUGGCUAUUUUGUGUAUGUCCAUUACAUGAAAUCCAAAUAAAAAUCCAUUGAAAUUACAGGUUGUAAUGCAACAAAAUAGGAAAAACGCCAAGGGGGAUGACUACUUUUGCAAGGCACUGUAUAUUCUUAUCACCUUUUUUGAAAACAUAGACUCCCAUUCAAUUGUCAUCCUCCACAGACUUCUUGGUAGAAAAAGACAAUGACUACUGUGUGUGUGAGACACCAUGCAACAUGAUACGCUAUGGCAAGGAGCUGUCCAUGGUGAAAAUACCCAGUAAAGCCUCUGCCAAAUAUCUGGCCAAGAAAUUCAACAAAACUGAGCAAUACAUCGGGUAAGUAUCUGGAUAGUUAAAGUGAGUUAACAGAAGUGACGUAGCGAUCAUACGUUUGCAUCAAUAAUAAAUUAAGCAUGAUACUGUUAUCCACAGUUCACAUUCAAAUUGAAAAGUAAUGCAAAAUGUCUCAGAAUUGGUAAAUUAAAUCAAUUAAUUGUAUCUCUAAGAUGUACAUUACAGUGUAACACCUUUUUUAUUUGUUUGUUUUUGUCUCUAGAGAAAACGUACUAGUCCUGGACAUCUUCUUUGAGGCGUUGAAUUAUGAGAAGAUUGAGCAGAAGAAAGCGUAUGAAAUUGCAGGGUUGCUUGGUGAGAGAUUUUUUUUUUCCACCAGGCUCAUUAUCUGUUUUUACAGACGGAGAGGAAACGUACUAGACCUAAACAUCAAAUCCUCUGCAAGUACUACAUGCAUGCUGGGCUAAACUCCUUUUGAGGCUAUUUUCUUUUAAACCUGUAAGUCUCGGCCGAAUGCAUUUUCAUAUUGUACUUGAAAAGAGCACUCAGUCAGGAGAGGUAGAUAAAAAGCUACGUCUGGAUGGACAGUUCACAGUUUCAGAAUUCUGCUCAGCUGGCUGAGAUACUAAGACUUAAAGUAAAUGUUUCAAGAAUGGUUUUAUGCACUAUGCUAUUACCUGACCGACUGUGCUUUUGCCUGUCCAUGUCUGUUCAUCUGUCAUCCUCUUUUCAGGUGACAUCGGAGGUCAGAUGGGUCUGUUCAUUGGAGCCAGUGUUUUAACAAUACUGGAAAUAUUUGACUACUUAUAUGAGGUAAAGUGGAGGCACUCACAUUUGUUUAAUCACCUAAAAGUAUUGUCAAGUAGUACUGUAGAGUUAAGGGUUAUACAGUGGGGGAAAAAAGUAUUUAGUCAGCCACCAAUUGUGCAAGUUCUCCCACUUAAAAAGAUGAGAGAGGCCUGUAAUUUUCAUCAUAGGUACACGUCAACUAUGACAGACAAAAUGAGAAAAAAAAUCCAGAAAAUCACAUUGUAGGAUUUUUAAUGAAUUUAUUUGCACAUUAUGGUGGAAAAUAAGUAUUUGGUCAAUAACAAAAGUUUCUCAAUACUUUGUUAUAUACCCUUUGUUGGCAAUGACACAGGUCAAACGUUUUCUGUAAGUCUUCACAAGGUUUUCACACACUGUUGCUGGUAUUUUGAACCAUUCCUCCAUGCAGAUCUCCUCUAGAGCAGUGAUGUUUUGGGGCUGUCGCUGGGCAACACGGACUUUCAACUCCCUCCAAAGAUUUUCUAUGGGGUUGAGAUCUGGAGACUGGCUAGGCCACUCCAGGACCUUGAAAUGCUUCUUACGAAGCCACUCCUUCGUUGCCCGGGCGGUGUGUUUGGGAUCAUUGUCAUGCUGAAAGACCCAGCCACUUUUCAUCUUCAAUGCCCUUGCUAAUGGAAGGAGGUUUUCACUCAAAAUCUCACGAUACAUGGCCCCAUUCAUUCUUUCCUUUACACGGAUCAGUCGUCCUGGUCCCUUUGCAGAAAAACAGCCCCAAAGCAUGAUGUUUCCACCCCCAUGCUUCACAGUAGGUAUGGUGUUCUUUGGAUGCAACUCAGCAAUCUUUGUCCUCCAAACACGACGAGUUGAGUUUUUACCAAAAAGUUAUAUUUUGGUUUCAUCUGACCAUAUGACAUUCUCCCAAUCCUCUUCUGGAUCAUCCAAAUGCACUCUAGCAAACUUCAGACGGGCCUGGACAUGUACUGGCUUAAGCAGGGGGACACGUCUGGCACUGCAGGAUUUGAGUCCCUGGCGGCGUAGUGUGUUACUGAUGGUAGGCUUUGUUACUUUGGUCCCAGCUCUCUGCAGGUCAUUCACUAGGUCCCCCCGUGUGGUUCUGGGAUUUUUGCUCACCGUUCUUGUGAUCAUUUUGACCCCACGGGGUGAGAUCUUGCGUGGAGCCCCAGAUCAAGGGAGAUUAUCAGUGGUCUUGUAUGUCUUCCAUUUCCUAAUAAUUGCUCCCACAGUUGAUUUCUUCAAACCAAGCUGCUUACCUAUUGCAGAUUCAGUCUUCCCAGCCUGGUGCAGGUCUACAAUUUUGUUUCUGGUGUCCUUUGACAGCUCUUUGGUCUUGGCCAUAGUGGAGUUUGGAGUGUGACUGUUUGAGGUUGUGGACAGGUGUCUUUUAUACUGAUAACAAGUUCAAACAGGUGCCAUUAAUACAGGUAACGAGUGGAGGACAGAGGAGCCUCUUAAAGAAGAAGUUACAGGUCUGUGAGAGCCAAAUAUCUUGCUUGUUUGUAGGUGACCAAAUACUUAUUUUCCACCAUAAUUUGCAAAUAAAUUCAUAAAAAAUCCUACAAUGUGAUUUUCUGGAGAAAAAAAAUCUCAAUUUGUCUGUCAUAGUUGACGUGUACCUAUGAUGAAAAUUACAGGCCUCUCUCAUCUUUUUAAGUGGGAGAACUUGCACAAUUGGUGGCUGACUAAAUACUUUUUUUCCCCACUGUAUGUUGAAAGUGCACAAUUCAUUCAUGAUGAUGAAGUGUCUGAAUUUAAUCAAAAAUAAGACCUUGACCUAAUGAUAUUGUUUGUCUAUUUGGGUUUAAGUGUGUUUAACUGUUUGCAUGUGUCUGGAUUGUUGUGAUGUUAACAAUAUGUUUUUUUAUUUAGGUAUUUAAGGAUAAAGUUUUGGGUUACUUCAUGCGCAAGAAGCGACCACAGCGUUGUCCUAGCGACAAUCUGGUAAUUUGAGUCUCCCACAAUGCACUGGUUUGUAGUUCUGCACUGCACUACAAACAAAGUAACGCAAUGUAAUGUGUCAGAAACUCAAGCCUUUUUCAUGACUAGUCAAUGACAGAUGUGGAACGCAAAUCAAAACGAGUACUUUUUCCUUAGUUAUAUACAGUAUAUGCCCAAAGCCUGGUUCCAAGGUAGUGAAAAAGCCCUGGGUUUCUGUUUCUGCAUGUUAUCUACAUGCACGGUUGCUUCAGUCUUGGAGUUUGGCCCAUAAGCUGAUGUGGAAGAAAAGGUUAGAGAAAAGAUGUCCUGGCCCCACUCCUGAGAUAACUGCAGCUGCAUGUACCAAGAAGGUAUUUUCCCUAGUGAUAUUUAUUUUAAAACUCUCUAUUUUGAUAAGACUUAACGGUAAGGAAGCUUUAAAAUACACUUCUGUUGUUGAGAGGAAGUUAUCAUAGAUUUGGACACUUGGAUAUAGUUUGACUUUUAGUAAUUUAGACAGUUGAAAUAGCAAGAUGUGUUUGAUAAUUAAAUUCAUAGAUAUGGUUCUGUAUUUUUGUUUGUUCAAAUAAAAGGAUAUGUCAGGUUUAUUCAGAGCAUUCUAUGUGACAAAGGAUAGAGAAAAGUAAAAUCAUUCAACUGGAUGUACCCUAUGAAAGAUCCACUCUAGUCAUCGAAUCCUGUCAUUAUAUACACAUUGUGUGAGCACUAUGGCUGCGUUUACACAGGCAGCCCAAUUCAGAUUUCUUUUCACUAAUUGAUCUUUUGACCAAUCAGAUCAGCUAGGAAAAUAUCUGAUGUGAUUGGUCAAAAGACAAAUUAUUGAAAAAGAAAUAUCAGAAUUGGGCUCUCAGCUUGAUAGUGGUGGAACCCAUCAUCUCUGAACAGUUACAUCCGGCACAUUGAAUAAAAACAUCCCUGUUUCCAUGCCUGUUGCAGUAGAGUAGAAAAAAUACCUUUGUGGCAUUUCACAUCAAGUUUUUCCUCAGGCUUUAGAUGGUUUUAAUCAGCAGUAGCCAACUAUAUUAUAUUACACACACUAACUAGAGGCACAUAUUGCAACAUGAAACAAGGACAUGGAGCUUUAGGUGGAUGUAAUGCUGUGUUUCACUACCACAUAUAGUUUAUACACCCAUGUCAUGGAAUCAUCCAUUAUUGAAGGCUUUCUUUGCUUUAAAACAUAAUGAAAAGCCAUUUUUGAUACCUUUGACUCUCAUGUUCCCCAAACCUCUCCUUCUUUUCUGCCAACUCCAUUCACCCCCUCUCCUCUCUAACCACCCAAUCAAUCAAUCUAUAUGAGAUAAAGUGCUAAAUGAAAACGGUAUGAGCCAGUGCAACCUACUGUAUGCUAAAAUAAGUCAGGCAUAUGAAUGUUAAAUGUAGUGGUUUGAUAGUUCUAUGACUAUUUACUUUACAUAGUACAUUAGAUGGCAUGUAAAACAAAGGGAGCAAAUAGCAACCAUUUUCAUAUCAAGAUACAGUAUGUUUGUGAUUUCUAUUAAUUUCAAUGAAUGUCUACCAUUUUUGAAGCAUUACGAAACAUACAUGGCAGAGACUAGCAAUGGUACCUUGCUUUUUCAAAUUGAUCUGAUUUUGUAACUUUCAUUGAAAUCAAAUGGCUGAACGGAGGUAGCUCUCUGUGACAUUUAAGUAUUGGUGUGCAGCGUUCUUCUCUAUACUUAAUCGAUUACACAGGGCUGUAGGCCUAGCCAUUUUGCACAGACAAACUUGCUUGGAGCCACUUGUUUUACUUAUCAGCUCUGCAUUGGAAUUUUUUUUUGGUCACCCUCAUCUUUCUUUUUUCAUCAUGUCUAUUCCAGGAGUUUCCAGAGAACCCAACCAGCCCUGGUGUCACGCCUAAUCAUGCCCCCAGGUAGCAAACCCCAUUGAUAAUAGAUCCUCCCUCUCAUACUGUCCUUCUUUUUCAGACAUUCUGGGAACCAUUUCAUGCAUUUCCUUUCUGGUUAACGAGAUGUUGGUUCACCUAAAGCUGUUUGGUGGUUGAUUUUGUAGAGAUGUAAAACAUACAAGUAGUGAUGACUUUAUAAAUGUGCUUUUCCAACACAGCAAUAGGUCAAUCUUAUUAUAGCCAAUGUAAUGCAUUUUCCUCUGUAGAGACCAUUUUGAAAUCAAUGACUCUCAAUGCUGUAAAUCAAUUUGCAUUCCGAGAUUAUUAUCGGUUUAUUAUAAACAAUGAGUUGGUUGGAUUCUACAUCUGUUAAGAAAGUUUGGGACUUUGCUAGUCAGCAAUACAGUCAUGCUUCUUUUUGUUUUUACUAAAUAAUGAAGAUGCUUUCCUUCCCUUAGGAUAAAAUGCAGUUUCCUGAGAAAAAUAUAAAUGUAUAUAUACAGAAUUUGCUGUAGAUAGUACAACAAAAGCUGGUCCGCAGGGAUCAUCUAUAUAAUUUCCUACUAGCUUUCCUGCAGGACCGAGGUCCAUUUUAGGGGACCAUUGUACUGGAACCUGUGCCCAAUAACAUCACUAGAUGCAUUCCUUGGUGAUGCUAUCACAGGUCUGCAUGCAAUGCAGUUUGCACCCAAUGAAAUGGUUCUUCAUCUGCUGGAAUAGCUAUCUACAUCAAUGGCUAAUGCCUCUUUUGAACCCACAUAUCAGCAAUAUAUUAACUGAAACAACCGCAGUUGCACUAAACUUAUGCAAACAUAAUGUGUAUGUCAAUGAUCAUGUACGAAUUAAGAUACUAAUAUCGAGAUAAGGACAAAAAAAACUGUUUUCUUUUCUCUUUCCCUCCUUCAUCCAUACCAUACCCCUCUUAUCUUUCUCUCAUAUUCGUUCAUCUCUCUAACGAUACCGUGAAACAUUCCUGACCUACUGUAACUGUCCCCUGCACUACCAAUGUAAUAAUUUUUCUUUAUAUGUUAUACCAUUUGUAUUUAAUUAUUUUGUCAAUGUGUGCACUCUAUGCUUUCAACCAUCUUCCUUCCUGUCUAAUGCAUCAACGAUGGUUAACGUCAUGUUAUGGGUCCCGUGUAGCUCAGUUGGUAGAGCAUGGCAUUUGCAACGCCAGGGUUGUGGGUUCGUUUCCUACGGGGGGCCAGUAUGAAAAUGUAUGCACUGACUAAUCAACUGUAAGUCGCUCUGGAUAAGAGCGUCUGCUAAAUGACUCAAAUGUAAAAUGUAAAUGUCACUUCCUUUUGUAUUCUGUUUUCCACUUGGUCCUGGUUAUGUUGAAUACUAUUUAUUGUCCUUUUUUUCCUGUUAAUGUCACAUCCCCUCCCAUUUUUACUGCGACCUGCAUGACUCUCUCCUCUUCUCCUCACUCUCUCAUCACCCAUCCCUUAAUACGGUUGAACUCCUCUUCCCCCCUUCCCUUGUCUUACAGAGCACCUGUGACACCCUCCGGAGUCACUCGGACAGUCUCGGAUUCACACCGAACAUGUUACCUCGUCACCCGACUCUAGGCAACUUUGAGGAGUUUGCUUGUUGACGACAUAAAGCAGGGUGGGACCUGGGAUCUUUGGGGUUUGACAGCAAACUGUGAAAUAACUUAUUUAUUAUUACAAACAUGGCGAGUGAUAAAUACUCAAAGAGUAGUAGGAUCUGUGAAUUGCCUGAAUGGAAAUAUAAUACUAUCAUAAGAAUAAACCACUUUCAAAACAGAACUCAGGUGAUAGGGCCAUAACAAGGCAUCGACUCUACACUAUUUAUUGGAUGCUUCAUUCAUGUUGCAUUCUCUUAAACAGGGUGACAUUAGAGUGUGUUUGAAUUGGUUUUAGUCAGCCUAGUAAAGUGUCAGCUUAGUAAUGUAAAUGGCAAGGACUUCGGAGUGGUCUCAUUUUAUCUCAAUUUAUACACCUUUGUAAUCACAGUCCGUUCUGGUGUGCUGAAUAUCAAACUGAGAGGCUAGCGAUGGUUAGCAUGUGUAGCAUCAGC
Molecule: messenger RNA, 22537 nt
Organism: Coregonus sp. 'balchen'
Lineage: Eukaryota; Metazoa; Chordata; Actinopteri; Salmoniformes; Salmonidae
Source: the annotation of a GenBank genome assembly